Messenger RNA from Phyllopteryx taeniolatus (common seadragon), 4484 nucleotides. RefSeq names its product exocyst complex component 3-like 4 (gene exoc3l4). Bases 1263 to 3659 code for a protein of 798 amino acids. Lineage: Eukaryota; Metazoa; Chordata; Actinopteri; Syngnathiformes; Syngnathidae. Gene Ontology annotation, biological process: base-excision repair; exocyst localization; exocytosis. Gene Ontology annotation, molecular function: DNA N-glycosylase activity; SNARE binding; zinc ion binding. Gene Ontology annotation, cellular component: exocyst. The record is from RefSeq and is a predicted model, not a curated record. The transcript has 15 exons.
AUGUCCCCCUACAGAAAAACUAAACCUCCACGGUAACAGUGACUUAUUAGUCAACGUGGAGACGUGGGAGAUGUCCAAUAGAAGAGUACUUAGACACAACACACACACACACAAAUAGCUUGUAGUGUCAACUAGAGUCGCUGAGGUGUGGAGAUUUUCCGGUAAAUUUCCAGAAUUUUGGAAAGAUUCCAAAUUGAAAACUUUCCAUGGUAAUUUGGGGAAAUUAACUGUGAAUUGGGGGCAUAAAUGUAAAGAUUUAGUUCAUGCAAUAGAUACAGAAGCUCUCGUUGCCCACUCGCGAGGGCAUGACAGUCCCGUAAUCGCUUCAUUUUAUUUUCGGCAUAUUGGAAGCUCGCGCUGAUAUCUGAUUUUGGCUCUCAUCACAAAGCAAGUGACUGCUCGUAACUGGAAAAGCUUGUAAAUAGGGGUACGUUCUUGUAAGUCAAGGUACCACUUGUAUGAACUUUGGUUGUUUUAGUUAGGAUUAUGCUAAAUCCCCUAUCAAGAGCCAUUCUUCAAUUUUGCAGAUUCCUGCUUUAUUCCCAUAAAUUCCAGUUAAUCCGGUAUAUGCGCAACCUACUUCAGCCAAACGGAUCCAAACCAGUUCCGGUGAACAGUGAAGGGGGCCGGAUCAAAGCAACCGUAGGAACUUUGAACGUCUACAAUGUCUUUCUUUAACACAAGAUGUCACCACAGCGCCAGUAAAGAUGACAAUAUUCAAUAAUAUAGAUAACAUAUUUGUCUAAAAAAAAUAAUAUUUAUGUAUUUCACUACAGUUUGAUGACACCAGCCAUAAAGAAAACAACAUUUUAGCAAGUUCAGCUCGUCUUAAAAAAAAACACGUACUCAAACUGUAUAGCGGAUUCCCAUGGAAAGUUUCCAACUUUGAAAAUUCCUGAAAUUUCGCAAUUCUUGUGCCAAGGAAGGAAAAGUAGGAGUGACACAUUAAGACCACCUUCAGGGCUUGGGGCCACCGUGUUGGUAUCGAAAAAUUGUCAUAUUUGUGGAAAACAUUUUUAUGUGACACUCCUCGCUAAGAUACCACAAAUAAAUGAAAGGAUAGAUAACAAAUGAUGUUUGUCAUUCUAUUGUUCAUGACACUCCAAACCAGCAGGUGGCAGCGCAUUACCUUUAGCGUGCUUGUGUACCGCUUUUGUACAACAGAGAAGGAGAUGCUAACUUCCUCAGCGCCACUUGAGCAUUAGCCCCUCAUUUGACAUUUGUGUUCCACGUACGUUGCUCACUGUUGACGCGACGCGCACAUGCCCCAAGUAAUGGAUACCAGCACACAAAUCCAGCACGAUGACGAGGAAACCACCAAGAAGACUUCGGGGGUGCUGGAGACUUUCCGAAAUAGUAUCCGACUGGUGGCCCAGAAAAGUCCGCUCACGCCGGGGUCCAGAGGGUCCAAGAACCAGUCACCAUCGACGCCAUCCAAAGCUCCACAUUCUCCUGGCGUCACGUCGCCGCUGAGGAGCGUGGCGGUGCUCUUCCACACCAAAGACCACGACGACGAGUCGCAGAAAGGCCGACCCGUGAUGCGUUCGAGGACAGAACCAAACAUGGCUCGACUGGACUCUCUCCUGAAGAAAGGCGCGUCCAUUCGUCGCAGCCUGAGGUUCAGCUCCAAGAAGGACAAACCACAGGACGCCUUCCUCGCCGUCCGGGAUGAGGCCGAGGAGGAGGGCGAGGACGGGGAGGAGGGCGAGGACGGGGAGGAGGGGGAAGCCUGGGAGGAGAUGGAGGAAACGUACACGCUGCCGGAAUUGCCGCACAUCCCUCUGUCGGUGAUGCAGAUCAACAAGCUGAUCGAGAUGGAGGUCCUGGAGGAGGCGCACCUCCACCUUCUGGCUCUGCGGGCGGAGUUCCAGCGGGAGCGUCUGCGCCUCGCCCAGGAGGACUCGCCCGUGGAGCUGGCCAAGAAGGAGAAGGACCUGAUUCUCCUCUACGCCGACCUGCGCCUGAAGAUGGCUUCCAUCGUGCGCACCUCCGUCUCUUUACCCGCCAGGAACGAGGGCCUCCUGGUCCACGUGGCCCGCAUCGUCCAGGAGGAGGACAAGCGGGCCCGGGAACCCGGCGGUCUCCAGGGGAGCUGGAUGGACGCGUGGAGGGAGGCCGUGGAUCGGGGCACCCGGGACAAGGUGGAGGGCGUCCACCUGGAGCCCAGCAACGACAGUAACGCCUCGUGGCUGGCGGUCCACCUGGGCCUCCUGGGCAAGGCGUUGCUGGAGGAUCUGGAGAAGGUGAAGAACGAGCUGCGGCGGUCCUACCCGCCCAGCUUCCGGGUCUUCGCCACUUACGUGCGCAGCUACCACGCCGCCGUCGGUCGGCACCUGCGCACGCUGGAGGGCCGCGCCACGCGGCUCAAGGACCUCUACGCCCUGCUGGACUGGAUCGUACACCGCUACCGCGGCGAGAGGAUCAUGGGCAGCGCCGCCCUCGAGCCCGACAUGAGCGCGGCCGACGCCGACCUGCGCGUGGACGACGACUUCCUGCGGAGGCUCAGAACCAAGUUCUGCAACACUGCCAAGGAGGACCUGAGAGCGUCUCUGGACCGCCUGCUGGAGCUGGAGAACGAGGAGAUGUGGAGCGUCGGGAAGCGUCCCGACACGGACGCCGACCGCUUGUUCACCUCCGUCUUCCACGUGGACAUCUGCACGAAAGUGAGAGGAAACGCGGUCAACGCCGCGCACGUCGACGGCGAGCUGGAACGAGACGUGAUCGCUUCGUGCCUGGGAGAGCUGAAGGAUUUCCCCAAGAGGUUCGACAGCGAGUUCCGUCGCCGCUGCUCGUCGGCGCGGGCCGACGAUCCGCUGUGGAGCGAGUACCGCGUCACCUACGUCAACUGCUUCAGCGCCUUACGCGUCCACACUGAGGAGUCGUACCGGCGCUCCAGCCCGCUUGCGGUGGCGGCGCUCGGCGAGGAGUUGUCGCGGCUCGUCCUCAGCCUCCGCGACGGCCUGCGAGAGCAAUUCGAGGAGGACGUCAAGCCGUACCUGCGGCGGAUGAUGACGAGGAAUUGGCUGACGAACGACGACGACUUCAAUCGCCUCUACGCUCGCGCCGAGCUCCUCGCGCAGCACUGCGCGGCCGCGCGGCCGCCGCACGGCCAGGAGGUGGCGAGCCGGGCGCACUACCACGUGCUGAAGGAGUACGUGGGCCAGCUGAUGAAGAACAAGUACUCGUGCAAGAACCGCAAACACGACAAGGCGGCCGGCAAGAUCCGAGCGCAGUGCUCCAAGCUCGCGGACGUCUUCCAGCGCAUGGGUUCGCAGGAGGACUGGCUGGACCCCGUCGGAGAGCGCCUGAGCGACAUCGUGGGCCAGAAGAACAAAAACCACAUCAAGGAGCACCUGCAGCCGCUACUGGAACAAUACCCCGACUUCAGCUCCAGGCACCUGGCCGCCGUGCUGGCGUUCCGUGGCCUGAUGCGCGGUCGCGAGCAUCGGCGCAUCCUGCGCAGGCUCGAGCAGCUGAGGAAGACGACGGCGGCGACGAGCGACGACGACGGCCGCGAGAGGUCGUUGUUCGGCGGCACGGAGGCCGCCGUCCGAACCGACUGCCUGUCCGACGUCUCCGUCUUCUGCUUCAGCUUCGUCUUCCCCGGCGACGAUUUGAGGUCCCGAUCCGCUGCAGGAAGUAGUCCCUCAUGGAAGUAGAUCUGUUGGCUUGUAUUUCUAACGCUGAUUUCUUUCAACAUUAAAAAUGUUAACAUCUUGAAAUCAUCUUAAAAUUAAAAAAAAAAAAAAAAGGUCAAUCUUGUAUCGCCUGAGUUUGUGUUUGAAUUUUGGACAUUGAAUUAUUUACACUGAAGGUUUCACACGGAAUAUAUUUCCAUAGUGUGUGUGCGUGUAUAUGCAUAUAUAUUUGUAUAAUAUAACUAUAUAUUUCAAAAUACUGAAUUUGGUUAUCACCAAAAUAAUAAUGAGUGUAGUGUUCAAAAUUCAGUGUAAAAAGGUCAAAAUCAAUACUGUGAUUUAUAUCUGUUCCACUUUUUUGAACGCAAUGUUAAUACUAAAAAAAAGAAAUGACUGUUAGAAACUAUUAUUGUUAUAUUUGUGCCAGCUGAGAUUGACGUUGAAUUUGAAUCAGUUUUUGGAUGGUAAAAAGAAUUUAGUUAGAUUUUGUCAUAUUUUGAAUAUAGUUGAAUUUAAGAUGUUACAUUUUUUACACUGAUUUAUUUGGAAUAAUCAGUGUAAACAUUUUGAAUGUUUUAAAGUCAAACUCCAAUGGCACAAAAACACCACAUAUGUUGUUUGUCUCGCUUUAUUUUUCUAAAUUCUGUAGUUUGAAUUGAAUGACAUUUUAAACAUUGUAUUUGAUAAUCAUUGUAAAAAUAAAGUAAUCUUAAAUUCAAUUUAAGAUAUAUGUGGGACACCUGAAUUGAAAUGUAUUGCACUGAAUUUUUUGAUGGUUAAAAAAAAAUCUGUUGUAACUUGUGGUAUUUUUUUAAAUUGAAGUUUAAACUUCAAUUUAAGAUGAGU